Molecule: messenger RNA, 351 nt
Organism: Trichophyton verrucosum HKI 0517
Lineage: Eukaryota; Fungi; Ascomycota; Eurotiomycetes; Onygenales; Arthrodermataceae
Exons: 3
Coding region: 1-351 (116 amino acids)
Biological process (GO): translation
Cellular component (GO): cytosolic small ribosomal subunit; ribosome
Molecular function (GO): RNA binding; structural constituent of ribosome
Source: RefSeq, a predicted model, not a curated record
AUGUCUUACCAGAAGCCCGAGAAGGAGUUUGGCGAAGGCCCAAAAAUCCACAAGAUCCGUAUCACCUUGACCUCGCGCAAGGUCGCCUCUUUGGAGAAGGUCUGCCAGGAGCUCAUUGACCGUGCUCGCUCCAAGUCUCUCUUCGUCAAGGGACCCGUCCGCCUGCCAACCAAGACUCUUCGCAUCUCUACCCGUAAGACUCCUAACGGUGAGGGUUCCAAGACCUGGGAUCAGUAUGAGAUGAGAAUCCACAAGCGUUUGAUUGAUCUCCAUGCUCCAACUGAGACCGUCAAGCAGAUCAUCAUUAACAUCGAAGCUGGUGUUGAGGUCGAAGUCACCAUUGCUCAAUAA